UUACAAACUCCCAGAUUUUUUUUUUUUUUUUUUUUUUUUGACAAGCUCCCAGAAAUUCACGGCCAGAAAAAGUGAGCCAUUAUUAAGCUAAUAUCAAGCAAUAUCUUACCUCCCUUCCCUUUCUCCUCAGCAGCUUGCAAAAUGAAAGUGAUGGUGUCCCAAACUGCUUCUUUUGCCAACAUUAUUAACCAAAAAACAUACCAAUUCUUGCCAAAAUCUGAUAAAUUUACCACAAAAUUAGCAUCAUAUGUUAGUGUCAGCAAGAUGCAGCAUUAUGUUAAUCUUCCUCAACUAAGCUUAUCCCGAACCGCGAAAGUGAUCCACUGCCUCCCAUUUUCACAAUCUGAGGUUGGGAUGGAAACUGAAACACGCAGCAAGUUGGUUCGUGUGAAAUUUCAGCUGGAGAAAGAGUGUCAAUUUGGUGAUCGUAUUCUGAUAGUGGGAGAUGACCCAAUUCUGGGAACAUGGAACCUAUCAGAUGCCAUACCCUUCAUCUGGUCAGAAGGCCAUAUUUGGAGUCUUUCGUUGGAAUUGCCUGUGGGGAAGUCUAUCCAGUACAAAGCGUUGCUUAAGAACAGCAUAGGUGAAAUACUGUGGCAACCUGGUCCAGACAGGAGUUUCCGAGCAUGGGAGACGGAUAAUGUUAUAUCUGUGAUCGAAGAAUGGGAAAAUGCAGAAGCACAAAAGAUGAGUGAAGAACAGGAAGUUGUCAAAACUAAUGAGGAACAAGUGCCUAACACAGUGUUGAACAGCUAUGCAGGAGAUCUGGGUUCUGACAAGAAUGCUAGUACUGAAAAUAGAAAUAGGACUCACUUAAAAAAGGAGAAUCCAUCUUCAAGUGGAGUCAAGGACAGAAAAGCACAGAAAAAAGAGGUAGCAAUGAGAAAAGGUACCGAGAGACGGGCUAAGUCAGAUGCCGAACUAGAAUAUGAUGGAAUAUUGGUUACCGUUGAUGAAGGUCCGGUCCUUGUGCCAGGCUUGACUCUGCUAGUAUCAUCUUCUUAAUAAAUACUCUGCUAUAGAAAAUUAGAAGUUGAUUUGAUGCACCUGGAAACAAGAAUAUAAAAGAUUACAGAUGUACCAUUUUGAUUUAAAAACUUGUAGCAACCAAGUUUUCCUUUGUUAUAAUGGAAAACAAGUCAUGAUUUACAA
Molecule: messenger RNA, 1152 nt
Organism: Spinacia oleracea (spinach)
Lineage: Eukaryota; Viridiplantae; Streptophyta; Magnoliopsida; Caryophyllales; Amaranthaceae
Exons: 3
Coding region: 142-1005 (287 amino acids)
Cellular component (GO): membrane
Molecular function (GO): starch binding
Source: RefSeq, a predicted model, not a curated record